Molecule: messenger RNA, 6372 nt
Organism: Xyrichtys novacula (pearly razorfish)
Lineage: Eukaryota; Metazoa; Chordata; Actinopteri; Labriformes; Labridae
Source: the annotation of a GenBank genome assembly
GUCACUUCCGUGUUGUGAACAAGGUACAACUAGUCUAGUGACGUUAGAAGGCCUGCUUUAUGAUUACUGAAGAGUUUUUUAUGGAGAGUUACCAGCCGAUGGAGUUAUAGUUCAAACAGCCUCUUAAAACAGAUCUCUGCUCCUGUUCCCAGGUCGGUAUGAAGUGUCUGUUUGUUUUGUUUACUCUGUUUACCGGCUGCUCCUGAAGUAAACAAUCGAGCUCGUGCGCUGGUAACUUUCAGUCACCUCAGGCUUGUUGUAACUUACCGUUACACUGUCACACUGUUACACUGUGAGAGGAGAGACAGACUUUAAAGAGGUUUUACACGAUUGGAUGUAAUUUCAGGCUUUGAAGGAAAGGAUUUCACUUUUAAAUGUUGGAUUUUGCUUGAUGUUGAGUCUGGUUAAUGAUGGCUAGUUAGCCUGUUGCGGUUAGCCUGCUGUUGAUUCCUGCUUAAAUCAUGACACAGUGAAAGAGUAAAAGUACAGAUGUGUGACCAGAUGGUGUCGGUUCGUCCAGGAUUAACUGACAGAGAUGGUAUCAUACGUCAGUACGAUCUCAAGUCUCGCAUGUUAACAUGACUAAUUAUGUUUACUGAUGCUCUGAUGCAGAUCAAGAGCUGAACAAACAGCACGACACCCAACAAUCAGUGAAUCAUUUAUAUUAAAGGUUUAUUCCGGCGUAAAAUUAAGUUAGGGUCAAACACGCCAUAACACCGAGUUAGACAGCCUCUCGAGAGACGAAUGUUGCCGACUGCUUGCUUCUCUAGUUAUAUCAACUUUAGUAACGACCGCACGAUAGCAAUACAGAGAGCCACGCGCUAAACCAAAAAGCCACUCUAAAGCCACAAAUAAUGCUCAGAACAGCACCUAACUUCAUCAACAGUACAUGUAGGGUCGCAGCCAUAGCAUUAGCCAUCAAGCAUCUUUUUAGCUUUGCCCAAUUUCUUUAUGAAAGAGACUAAACACAACUCACCUACUCUCUUCCAGCAGCAGCUUGUUUGUAGCGAGACCUCAGGCCAGUCCAUUACGGACUGCAGCGGGGUGACACAGCUCAAGGAAUAACAUUUAUGAUCAUUUGUUCAUGGAAAUGCAAUCAGACCAAGACGCUAAGGCAGAAGAACUACCGUGUCUGCAGUACAAAAUAAUCAAAUUGAUGAUUAUUACUUCAAGGCACGAUAAAGAAAUGAUCAUAAAUGUUCUUCCUAGAGUUGCGUCACUCCGCUGUAGUCCGUAAUGGACUGGCCUGAGGUCUCACUACAAACAAGCGGCUGCUGGAAGAGAGUAGGUGAGUUGUGUUUAGUCUCUUUGCUUAAGAAACCAGGCAAAGUUAAAAAGAUGUUUGGUGGCUAGGACUCUAUAUGUCCUGUUGAUGAAGUUAGGUGCUGUUCUGAGCAUUAUUUGUGGCUAUAGAGUGGCUUUUUGGUUGAGGUUUGUUUAUGGCUCCUCAGACUGUUGUGUAUUGCUAUCGUGCGGUCAUUACUAAAAUUGGUAUAACUAGAGAAGCAAGCGGUCAUCAACAUUUAUCUCUCGACGGGGCGUCUAACACAGUGUUACAGUGUGUUUGACCCUAAAUUAAUUUUACGCCGGAAUAUUCCUUUAAAGAGAGGUGAUUAAACAAACACUCCAAACUUAUCAUGCAUGGGCACAUUUCUGUGAAUCUUAUGUCAAAGAUUGAGUUCAGGCUUUUUUUUCAGCUAGAGUUACACCAUCUUCUACCUUUGUUAAGAAUAUAAUUAGACUCUAUACAGAUGGAUGCCAUUUUGAUUAUUCCUACAAAGUGAAAUUCACCCACGAAGUAGCAUACACUCAUAUUUUGAUAAACAGUGAUAUUCCAAAGGCUGCCUCAGAAACAAUUGAGAGUAAACAGGCUGAUAUAGUUGCUUGAUAAAACAGCUGUUAUUUUAGCCAGUACUUAAUCUUAGUGUUGUUGUUCGUUUUUUACUUUAAUGACUCAAAAAAGUCUGAGACUGAGUGUACUUCAAGCCCUUAUCAAUGUACUUGUUUAAUGUUAAUUGUACUUUGUACAAAGUUGCUGAACUGCAGAGAAAUAAGCCGUCUUCAAAGAGAUACAGUGACCUGCAGAGACUUAGAUUUGAGAAAGGAAAUUUAUUUUUGUGUACUGGUUAGUUCCUUGCAAAUUGUCAACUAAAUAUGAAAAGAAUGGGGAUAACAUCAACAUCAUGAUUCUACCAUUAAAACCAUGCCAAUAUGAUGAUUUUGCUGUAUUGUCCAUUCCUAUCAUCUACUAUUAUCACCUGCAGUUUCACUAGACCUACAGUGUUUACUCCCUUUGAUUUGAACCUGUCAUUUGUUUGAUCUCAAUGAAACUGGUUGUCAUGAAGCUAAGGAGAGGGCUGAUUAUUAAGUUCUUGACUUCAUAAUGCGGCUGGUUGUGUUAUCAAUAGAGUACCUGUAAUUCAUUGGUUGUCUUGUUUAAGGCCGUCCAGCCAAGGUAAAGCUGCAAACUAGAGAAAGUUUAAUUCAUGAAAUCAUCAUUUACUUCUUGUGUUUUAGAUUUCAGGAUCACAGCGGGCCACACUGGAUGGAUCCGCCCAUAAUAGUGGAGGCCAGCUCUUGACAUUCUUUGGGCCUGAAUGUUUAACAUAAGUCUACAAUGGCAAGUAACUUCCGAAGCUACAUUUGGGAUCCAGUCCUUAUCGUGUGUCAGAUUGUGUUGAUGCAGUGCAUCUACUACAGCUUUCUGGGUCUGUGGUUGGCUGGAGUGGACAGUCUGGUGCAAAAUAGUCAGUCACUGGACCAGAUCUUCAGCUAUGAAGUAAGUCCUGAGAAUUCAGCACCUGUAUGUGACCCAUUUAUGUGGCACAUUUUUGUGCUCAUGAUACAGUAUUUAAACCUUUGACUUGUCUCUGCAGAUCCUUGGCUUUGCAACAAUGCAGGGCAGACUCUCAAUGAUGGCAUUCAUAUUGAACUCUCUUACUUGGUAAGCUCUUUGUUUAAUAUUUCAGCGUUUCUAAAUGAAUCAGAGCUACAGUACUUGUUGCUAAAAUGCUGCUGUUCAAACAUCUGAUGAUUAAUUUAUUCAUUUUCAUCCACACAACUUGAGGAUUUACAACAGACUUCAGUCUACUAAAAACAAUCAUACCUGGAUGAAAUAUUAUUUCUGUAAAGUUGAUAGGUUAAGCAUGUUGCAGUGGCACCUUUAUAUCCACACACAUUUCUAAACUCAUAUAAAACAUGGCUGCUAAAAUACCUCUCUUGUCUUAACUCUUCCACAGCGCACUCGGCCUGUGGUUUUUCGUCCGCCGAGGGAAACAGUGUCUGGACUUCACUGUCACCGUGCAUUUUUUUCAUAUGAUCGGCUGUUGGAUCUACAAUGCUCAUCUUCCAGCCGCCCUGUCCUGGUGGCUUGUCAAUGUAGCUUGCAUUGCCUUAAUGGCCGUCAUUGGCGAGUACUUGUGUAUGCGGAGUGAGCUCAGGGCCAUUCCAGUCAAUAGUGGACCUAAAUCUAACCUGUAAACUUUUGUUGACAUCUCGCUGAAAAUCUGUGGACAUUGAUGUGGAUGGAAAAUCUUGCCCAGAGGACGCUAUGUACAACUUUUGAGGAAAAUGGAGCACAAAUGUGUGUUGUAGGCUUUGGAUUUUUCAUCUGUCUCCGUGAAACACCAGACAAACUGAUCUAUUUAUUCAACGCUAUCUGAUAAAUGUUGGAUAGCAUUAACUCUGUAGCAUAUCAUGGUAAAUGUUUUAAUGGUUUGGAAAGUGGAUGGCAGUUGAAAUCUGUCUCUGAACCUAAUGUCUAAAGAUGUUCUUCUUAAUAAUGUCAUUUUUGUUUUUAUUUUAAGUACAUUAAAUACGAAUCUCAUUCCCUAAUUUUGAGAUGUAAAACAUGUCUUAUCUGGUUAUGUGCACAUCUAUAAGAAGAAUUAGGGAACAGCUUCAAAUUACAAAUAGUCUUUACAUCAACUCACAUUGUAUCUCUCAAGCCUUGCUGGUUGGUAUCCAAACAAGACCAUCAUUUUCCAGGAUAUUUUGAUUACAAAGUUAGUAUGUUUUGGUUAAAACAUAUUUGGAGAUUCAUUCAGGAGGUUAUUUUUCACUGUUUUAUCAAUCUGUGUCAAACCUUGAACUCGUGUUAGGUAUUUAAAAGUGACACUUUGAGUCUCUAUGUGUUAAUCCAGAUGCAGGAGGAAGAUUUCUUUUAAUCCUCACAUUCAGUCAGAUCAUUCAUGAACCUCUUUGGACAGAGCUCGUAAUGCUCAUUUUAGGUCUUCUUUGUCAGACGUGUACAACAUUUUGCACUGCAGGGGCUCUUUUCUUCCGUCUCUGCGUGUCAUGAUGUAUUAUUCAGACAAGGUAGCCACUUGGGGGACAGUUAGUCAAGCACCAGCUGUGUUCUGACAGCAGGCUGCGUCUUUGUUACUGAAACACUGUCAGAACCAGGAUGUGCAGCUCUGAUGGGUUCAGACAUAAUUUCAGCCCUCCCAUGUAGUGACGACUUUUUAAAACCCUGUUUUAAUCUACUGCUUUUUAUUCCGCAGUCUUUUGUACUGUGUGGUGACUGUCAGAUAAACUGUCACUGCUUUGAUAGCGUGCACUAUGUGGUAGCUUGCUUUUAAGUCAUAUUCCUGAGGUGGUGUGUAAGUUCACUUUAUCAUUUGUCUGCAUGCACAGAUAUUCAAAAUUCAUUCGUUCAUAUGGUGUAUAUGAAACAUAAGUCAUCAGGUGUUAAGCUUGACGAGAGAACUUGAAGAGGUCAUCUGUUGUCUUCAAGUAAAGCUAAAUUUAUACAACUCUAAUUUAUCCACCUGAUUAACAUGUUGUAUCUUGGAGGGGUUGACCUGUAUUUGAUUUUCAGGACCAAUGUGAUACUGAUCACUAAAAGUUUAUGAGACUGAUAACUGAUAUUUGGGACCAGUAUGAAGUGACAGUGUCAAAAUUUAGAAUUUGGGAUCUUAUAAACACCAGUAUAAAACAAUGCUCGAAUAUCUUGAGCAUUCGACAUCAUAUACUAUAGUUGUUAAUAGUUAAACAGUUAGAUGUACAGUAUAGCCAGCCAAUCAGAUAAUGUUUUUGGCAGGACAUAAAGCGAGGCAAAGUACUGCAAGAAAACAGAGCCAGAGGGGCAGACACACCAACAGUGGAGCUAAAGUAGCAAACUUAUAACAAUUAAUCUUAUUGGCCAUCCGUAAAAUAAAAGAUCAGUACAGAUACUUGGUCAAACACAGAGUUUCAGCCCAAUAAUUGCUGUGGCUGCCAAUCAGUCCGCCUGUAUUAUCUUUUAUGAUGAAAACUGAAAAGUUUGACAGACCUGCCUUGUUUUUAUUUUUUGAAAUUUCUAACUCAUUCCUUGGCAGAUAGAGGGAAUUGCUCUGAGUCAUGUUUACAACAUUAAGUUUAGCCUGCAGCUAAAAAUACAGAAAAAUGCAGUCAAGCAACUCCAACCAAACUUUUGUUCCCAGGACUAUGUUUUUGUACAGAUUUGACAGGUCAAAUAUGAGCUAUAAAGGCACUGUCUUGGUCUGUUGGUUGUCUUUAUUUUAGAAGAAAACAGGCGAGCAGUUUCUACCUGCUUUCAGUCUUUUUGCUGAGCUAAGCUUCAUAUUUAUUGCACAGCUAUGGGAGAGGCAUUGAUCAUCACAAUAAAUGCUGAACUGUUCCUCUAAGUCAAGUUGCUUAAAGGAAUAGUGCAUGUCUGCUCUCUAGAAACAAACUUCCUUUGUCAUUUGAUCAUUUCUCGCAAAGACCACUCCCAUGCAAUGCUGUCUUUGUACCUUUAAACAUAUGUUGACUUAGCUUUGCUAAAACUCUCUUAAAUGUAGAGAACUCAAGAGAUCUUGUAAAUAAAUUCUCUGACAUGUUUUAUUAUGCACAAAACCAGCUCAGAUGAAGUGUACAUAUGUCUGUCUCCUGAGGGUUUAUUCAUGGGGUGUUGGCACCAGCAGGGAGGAGCUGUUUUUACAACGCUCUCUGUGAAUAUGCUCCUCAAUGAAACUCGAGAAAUUCUCAGAUUGGAGGGAAGAGUGUGCAAAACGCAGUUCAGAAACUGCAGGUGUAAAAAAUAAUAGGCUAUUGUGUUUUCAGGCAUCAAAGAUGGGCCCUCUAAUGAGAGAAACAUUACGAGCAUGUCUUUGGAUCUGUCGAAGUUUCCACUCUGGGCCCUGAUCCUUCCUCAUUUUCUCCCACCACUGCUUCUGCUGAUGUGUCCAGGUGGAGAGGAGCAGAUGGGAGAGUACUAACGAGUAGAAAAAAUGCUGGUUGCAGUCCUCAUUACCAACACUUUGCUUCAGGAAGGGGGGCUAAAAAUGGAAACUGUAGUAAAUGGGAGAAACAGCGUGAUAACUCUACACAUUGAUUAAACGCUUCACUAUUUUACCACUAUCUUGCACUUUGCUAUCCAUGAAUAUGCUC